Chenopodium quinoa (quinoa) is the source of this 2579-nucleotide messenger RNA. Its product is annotated as probable Xaa-Pro aminopeptidase P. The coding region runs from base 310 to 2412 and encodes 700 amino acids. Gene Ontology annotation, molecular function: metalloaminopeptidase activity. The transcript is spliced from 13 exons. The record is from RefSeq and is a predicted model, not a curated record. Lineage: Eukaryota; Viridiplantae; Streptophyta; Magnoliopsida; Caryophyllales; Amaranthaceae.
CUCGGUUAAGAAAAAGAAUCUAUUAUUUAUGAAAUUUAUUGAUAAAUACUCUAAAUGACGCCAACAUUUUUCUUUGCAACACCAUACGAAUUAGACUCACGAAAAAAAUAAAAAAUAUAGUGUCAACAAUUUUUGAUAAAAAUUAAUUAAACGAGUCAAUACGACAUAACGCGUUCAUUAAGCGGGUCGGGUUAGCGUUCAACACAACAUAAUCUCAUUGCUCAAUCGAGUGAUACACUCCAAACAUUGCCUUCAGUAUCUUCCAACCCAAUCAUCUCUCUCCUCUUCCACCUUCCUCACUCCAUAACCAUGGAAGCUCUAUCUCUCUCCUCAGCAAAGCUCGCCUUCAACCCCUCUCACUUUCGCCCUAACUACUUCCGCUUUCUCUCUCUCUCAUCUCCCUCAAUCUUCCCCAAAUUCAAAUCCCCUCCUUCAAUUUCCCCAAAUCGCUCCGCCAUUUCCGUCAUCAAAUGCUGCAGUACUUUCUCCGCAAAACCCUCGUCGGAGCUCCGGAAACUCCGGCAAGCGCGUGCUAAUCACGACGAAAAGCUCCGAGCAUUGCGCGAGCUUUUCUCUAAGCCUGGCGUCGGUAUUGAUGCUUAUAUCAUCCCUUCUCAGGAUGCUCACCAGAGUGAAUUUAUUGCUGAGUGUUAUAUGCGGAGGGCCUAUAUUUCUGGCUUUACUGGGAGUGCUGGCACUGCUGUUGUCACAAAGGAUAAAGCGGCUUUGUGGACAGAUGGACGGUACUUUUUGCAGGCUGAAAAGCAACUGAGCUCUGAUUGGAUACUCAUGCGUGCUGGUAAUAUGGGUGUCCCCACUAUGUCUGAGUGGCUUAAUGACGUGCUUACACCUGGCUCCAGAGUUGGCAUUGAUCCUUUCCUCUUCUCGUUUGAUGCUGCUGAAGAACUCAGAGAUGAUAUAUCUAAAAAGAACCAUGAAUUAGUUCUUCUGUCCAAGGCCAAUCUUGUAGAUGAAAUUUGGAAGGAUUCAAGGCCACAACCUCCAAGAAAACCUGUGAGAUUGCAUGAAUUAAAGUAUGCUGGAGUAGAUGUUUCUUCAAAGCUAUCUUGGUUGAGAUCCCAGCUUGCAAAUGAUGGUUGUUCUGCUAUGGUGAUUACCAAGCUUGACGAAAUUGCUUGGUUGCUUAAUUUGAGAGGAAGUGAUAUUCCUCAUUCUCCUGUUAUGUAUGCAUAUUUGGUUGUGGAGACUGAUCAAUCCAAGUUAUUUAUUGACGAUAGUAAAAUCACAUCAGAGGUGAUGGGUUACUUGCAGAAUGCUGGUGUAGAGUUGAGACCUUAUGAUUCAAUCUUGAAUGCAGUUGAGAAUUUGGCACUAGAAGGGGCUCAUCUUCUGAUCGACACAGCAACUGUAAAUGCUGCUAUUGCCAACACCUUUAAGUCAGCUUCCAAUAACAAAAAGGAAUAUAAGUCUAGGUCAUAUGGUAGCUCUAAUGGUGGUUCUAAUGGAGCAACUGCUGUGUAUAGGAGCUCCCCAAUUUCCCUUGCAAAAGCACUGAAAAACCAUGCUGAAAUAGAAGGGAUGCGCAAUUCUCAUUUAAGGGAUGCAGCUGCUGUAGUACAAUUCUGGUCCUGGCUGGAAGCUGAAAUUAGCAAGGGUCUGACAUUGACAGAGGUGGAAGUGUCAGACAAACUUCUUGAGUUUCGUUCCAAGCAAGAUGGUUUUGUGGAUACAAGUUUUGAUACUAUAAGUGGUUCUGGUCCGAAUGGUGCAAUAAUUCAUUACAAACCAGAACCAGAUAGUUGCAGCAUUGUGGAUCCUGAAAAACUCUUCUUGCUUGACAGUGGAGCACAAUAUAUUGAUGGUACAACAGACAUAACAAGGACUGUUCAUUUUGGUGAACCUACUUCUCGAGAAAUAGAGUGUUUCACUCGUGUUUUACAGGGUCAUAUAACUCUUGAUCAGGCGGUAUUCCCCGAAAAUACACCUGGCUUUGUUUUGGAUUCUUUUGCGCGCUCUUCUCUUUGGAAAAUUGGACUUGAUUACCGCCAUGGGACUGGCCAUGGUGUAGGAGCUGCAUUAAAUGUUCAUGAAGGCCCUCAAAGUAUUAGUUUUCGAUUUGGAAACCUGACACCCUUGCAGAAAGGCAUGAUUGUUAGCAAUGAACCUGGGUAUUAUGAAGAUCAUGCAUUUGGUAUACGCAUUGAGAACCUCCUUUUCGUGAAAGAAAUGGAUACACCAAACCGCUUUGGAGGUCUUGCGUAUCUGGGAUUUGAAAAGCUUACUUUUGUUCCUAUCCAGAGCAAAUUGAUCGAUUUAUCCUUACUAUCUGCUGUUGAAGUUGAUUGGCUUAAUGAUUAUCAUGACCAAGUUUGGCAAAAGGUGUCACCAUUGCUGGAUGGUUUAGAACGUCAAUGGCUUUGGGAAAACACACGGCCUCUUGUCAAACAGUGAAGCUGAUCUGCUUCUUGUUUUACUUUGCCUCACGGCUUUUACAAAAAUGUACUCGUCUGUUCAUAAUGCUGGGUGCAAUAUGCUGUGCACUUUGGUUGACAAUUAUAUAUACUGUGCUUGUACAGAAUUCUGCACCAUUUAUUUGUUAAGAUUCAUGUUUUAUUUCA